GCUUUACGGCAGGGAAGAGCUUCCACAUGGCCUCCUCCUGCCGGGCACGUAGUGGCGUGAGCGUGCAUGCGUGAAGCUCCGCGGGUACCAGGUACCAGGUUCAGCUUCAGGGGCUAAAAACACGCAGGAAAAGCACAGUUUGAGGCGAGCAGCCGCGCGUCGGGGCAGAUGGGGAAGAGUAAAAGCACGAGGUUCAAGCGGCCGCAGUUCAGCUCGGUGGGGCUGCCGGUGCGAGCCGCCAGGGAGGCGGACUGGGACGAGCAGGAGCUCGGGGAGGACGAGGAGGACAGCUGCCCCGCCGCGGAGCUGCUGGAGAAGCUGCAGAGCCCGAGCGCGGACGUGCGCGAGCUGGCGUGCGCCAGCAUCUCCCGGGUGGUGCAGCAGAGCCAGACCAUCCCCGGCCUCCUGCAGCGGGACGCAGUCCGACGCCUGGGUCCCAUGAUGCUGGACGGCAGCCUGGCCGUGCGUGAGACCGCUGCCGGCGCGCUCAGGAAUCUGAGCGCGUGUGGAAACCACGAGGUGUGUGAGGACAUGGUGAAGCACGACGUCAUGACUCCUCUGACGGCCCUGCUCAGAGAGUGUUGCUCAGGUUUUGACGGUGCCGCUGUGAGUGACCAGAGCAGCAACGUGGAGGUCGUGGCCAACGAGGCCAUGAACCUGCUGUGGAAUCUGUGUGAGAACAGCAGCCAGGCGCUGUCUGUCUUCAACAAAUCGGGUCUCUUGGAUGUGGUGGUCCAGUGUCUGGAGAGACACCCACACAACGUGGAACUGGCCACGUCUGCAGCCCAAUGUCUGCACACUGUGACGGAGGAUAACCCCGAGCUGCUCUGCAGCAUGAACGCCGCCGUGCUGGGAGCCCUGGAGAACGUGCUGCUGUCGUCCCAGCCGGCCAUGGCUCACACGCUCCUCAGGACGUUGGCUGCAGGUACUCUGUGGAACUCGAAGGGCAGCCUACCUGCCGCCCGCCAGGCCCAGACCCUCAACGCCGUGGUGGCCGCUUUGUCCCAGUGCCUGGACUUGGAUGCGGGCUUGUUGAUCCCUGAACUCAGAGAGGCAGAGGAGGUGCGCCAGAGAAAGUCCCCGCCAGCGGCGGACGUAGAAGAGCAAGCGGCGGGAGGCUUCGCUGAGGAGGAGAUGGACGAGGAAGAGGAGGCACCUAAGAAUAAGCGGAACGGAAAAGCUGCAGCCUCCGAUAACGACCUCUCGGACCUCCUUCCCAGGGGCAAGGAGGAGCUGAGGGAGGCAGUGGCCUUGCUGACAGCCCAGCAAACGUCCUUAGAGAUCAUUGUCAACAUGUGCUGCUCUGACGACCCCUCUGAUGACGAGUGGGAUGAGGAAUCGAGCAGCGAUGAAAGCGACAUGGGUCCGGACGGCCUUUGUGACGGAGUGUCCAACCUGAUGUCUCCACUGUGCCUGUCAGCCGAGGUCCAGGGCUCCCUGAUCAACCACAACAUACCAGAAAAGGUUCUUAAAAAGACGGACUUCCCCAGACAGGAGGCCGUACAGGUGUGCCGUCAGAAUCCCUCCUGGAAAGGCCUGACAAAGAGGAUGCAUCGCAUUCAGUCGCGGGCGCUGACGUGUCUCCACAGCAUCUGCUCCGCCAUGGAUGCAGAGGCUUUGGGCGGCGCGGCGGGCCUGCAGCAAGCAGCCCAGCACCUGUCCUCCAUGGUCUUCGGCGCUGCAGAGAUGCCCAAAGACGAGGAGUUUCUCGAGGCCGUCAUCAGUGCCGUGCGCUCUCUUUUGCAGAUAAUGGCGUCAAAAAGCAUCACUCAGUGCAUGACCCCGCAGCAGCUGAUGAGUCUGAGCGAAGCCGCUUCCUGCUGUGACGUCAUCAGCGUGAGGGUCAACGCCGUCGCCAUCCUGGGCAUCACCGGCAGCACGUUGGCCAAGGAGAAGGGCACGGCAGAAACCCUUCAGAUGAUUGGAAACGCCUUACUUCAAGUUGCAACGAAGGACGCCGACUUGGUCGUGAACGGAGAAGCCCUCGAUGCUUUGUUCGACGUCUUUGCGGACGGGGAGGAGGCAGAGACAGCUGCUAAAAACAUCAAUUUACUACCUGCACUUAAGGCACUUCAGCCUGUCUUCAAGGCGAAGAUUCGUAAGGAAGGAAGAGGUAAAUACAGCAUUCAACAGCUGUGUGUGCUGGAUAACAUCAAAGGCAAUCUGAGAAGAUUUAUUGGUUAUCUGGAGAAGGUGGUGAAAAAAUAAGGACAUUGUUUGCUUCAUACUGUGAUCAAUAUGCAAGUGUCUGGAUAUAGAUAUAUAAAUAUAUAUAUAUCAGCGGGAGCAUAAAAUGACACGAUAUGAAAUAAUAUGGUUAUUAAACCAUCAAUUAUUUAUGUUUAUCUUCUUUUGACAUUGGUUUUCCUUUGUGAUGUGAAAGUGUGUUGUGAGGAAAGAGGAGUAGAUUGUAUUAACUAGUUAAUACGUACCCCCAUCACAUUCACACACAUUUAAUGCACAUCGAUUAUCUUACUUGAAUGAAUCUGAAUCUGACAGAAAAAUUCAUCCAGGUAGGGAGAGCUUUUAUUUUAGUGACCUUCAUUCCCAUGUUUCAGUGGGCUUUACUUCAGUCCUUUUCUCACAGUGGUUGUACCAAAUUUGAGCAAUAAAACACCUUCUUGUUAA
Cololabis saira (Pacific saury) is the source of this 2628-nucleotide messenger RNA. RefSeq names its product HEAT repeat containing 3 (gene heatr3). The coding region runs from base 169 to 2208 and encodes 679 amino acids. The transcript is spliced from 15 exons. Gene Ontology annotation, biological process: ribosomal large subunit biogenesis; protein import into nucleus. NCBI's taxonomy places the organism in Eukaryota, Metazoa, Chordata, Actinopteri, Beloniformes, Belonidae. The record is from RefSeq and is a predicted model, not a curated record.